Molecule: messenger RNA, 2952 nt
Organism: Gaeumannomyces tritici R3-111a-1
Lineage: Eukaryota; Fungi; Ascomycota; Sordariomycetes; Magnaporthales; Magnaporthaceae
Product: G-protein coupled receptor
Exons: 2
Coding region: 1243-2766 (507 amino acids)
Biological process (GO): adenylate cyclase-activating G protein-coupled receptor signaling pathway; cell surface receptor signaling pathway
Cellular component (GO): plasma membrane
Molecular function (GO): G protein-coupled receptor activity
Source: RefSeq, a predicted model, not a curated record
CCCAGAUCUCCGACCCCGCGCCAAGCUGGCUUAUUGGUGUGCUGGGCUGAUCUCUUUGGGAAAUGGGCAAUCAGCCAACGCUGUCCAGGCGCUAUCCAGGGCGCUGGUAUGCAGUUCGCCGCCCGCUUCCCACCCACGAUGCCGGCCUGCCGUUGCUGGAUCUGGCGCUGGCGCUGGCGCUGGUGCUGAUGCUGGGGCUGCCUCACCAACCCAAGCCAAGGCUGCGAGGGGUGUUGCGUACAGCACAUGCAGUAUGCAGCAUGUCCUGUGAGCGCUCGCCCAGGUCCUUUUGUCCAUCCACCCCUACCUCCCCAUCCAUCAUCCGCCACCUACUGCGUGCUGCGUCUAUGUUGGGCCUCCUUCCAGCCAGCCGGCCGGCCAGCCAGAUCGUCCAUGCCAUCCAUGUUCUGUGCUGUGCCCCAGGGCGAUGUCUUUUGCUCUUGGCCUCGCCAGCCUCCCAUGCUUUCUCUUCCAUCCCUGCUCAUGAAAGCGCACAGGCAUCUGCGACUGAUGGCGCCCCUUGCUCACCCACGUUCCCCCCGUCGUCAGCAGCAGUCUCUUCACACCCCUUCGUCUUUUUCGGGCUAGAUCGGCCUCUCUUCUCCCCGCUCCUGUGAAAACCGUCCUUUGUUCUUGUUGCACAUUCUCUCUUACCCCGGUCGCCUGCAUUACAGAAGACCCUUUGUUACCCUGGCCAGGGUGGACCGCCGCUAUCGCCGGCCUGCCUCCUGCGCCAACAAAAUGAGGCACGGCGCCGCACCCUCACGCCGCACACCACCUUUCUCGCCAUGUCUGCCCGCUCGGUGCCGUGAGAAUCUACCAGCAACCCGCGCCGUGUAUCGCCAAUGGUAUAAACCAACAACCGAGGACGUCGCCCCAGGGAGGAAAAGGAACUGGAUGGACAUGCUCGAUCGCCAACACUCUCUCUUCCCGCCGGUGCCGGCUCCUGGACAACUCCCAGCAAACACCUUGCACCCCUCUGCCUACCGUCCCGACGGCCCCAUCUUGGGCAGAAAGACAUUCGGGAUUAUCCCAUAAUAACUGCCUUUACGGCCAACACCCAGUCAACCUUUGCUCACACUCGGAGCUUCCGACUCUGCUUUUCUGCCACCACGAUACGGCACCCCUUAUACGGCCCACACGAAUAGUAUAUCUACCGCGGCCUCCCACCUCGCUGCUCUUGAAUCAGGGCCUGCCACGGCGGCUCCCCAACGUCACAAGCCCAGCUUCCACGACGCCAGGAUGAGUUCCCCCGAGGACAUCAGGCGGAACCAGCUGGAUCAGUUCAGCAUCAUCGAACGCGUCUGUUCGGUGUUCUCGCUGCUGGGAUGCGUCUUCAUCAUCGCCACCUUCUGCGCCAGGAGGUCCUUCCACAAGCCCAUCAACCGCCUUGUCUUCUACGCCUCGUUCGGCAACAUGAUGAGCAACGUCGGCACUCUGAUGGCGCGGACAUUUGUCGACGACAGCACCUCGCCCGGCUGCCAGUUCCAGGCGUUCCUGAUUCAGAUGUUCCUACCCGCAGACACCUUCUGGACGCUGGCCAUGGCCGUCAACGUUUACCUCACCUUCUACCACAAGUUUGAUGCCGCCAAACUGCGCCGGAUGGAGCUGCCCUACCUGUGUAUCUGCUACGGGGUCCCUUUCAUCGUUGCCUUGACCUACAUCUUUAUCAAUAGCCCGCGGCGUGGGAGGAUGUACGGAGACGCCACGCUUUGGUGCUGGAUCAGCCCCAAGUGGGAUAUUUGGCGCAUCACCACCUUUUACGCCCCCAUCUGGGUCAUCAUCCUAAUCACCUUUUUCAUCUACAUCCGCGCCGGAGGCGAGAUAUACCGCAAGCACAAGCAGCUUCGCAACUUCCAGUCCAGCAGCAACAACCGCGACCCGGAGCCUCUUCCGCCGAUGGACGACCCCUACUUGGCAAACAAGACGACUGAGAUUUUCGUCACCUCCGAGGUGGCCAGCAACACUCCGGGUUCCAUCGACCUUUCUCCCCUCGGCCGCCGGCCCCCCGCAGCCGCCGUCCUGCCGCCAAACAAUGCGCCGCCGGCCGGGGCGUACUCGGUCACCAUCUCGUCCCGCGCCAGGAUGAGCGUCGGGGAGGACGACAUGUCCAUCAAGCCGGCCGACGUGCUCCCCAUCGCGCACCAGCGACCGGUCACGUCGUCGGCCACGGCCGCCGGCGGCGCCCCAGGUGGCAGCCCCCUCGGCGCCCGGCGCAAGACCAGCCAUGAGGCCAACAACGCGGCCUGGUCGUACACCAAGUGCGCCAUCCUCUUCUUCACGGCGAUGCUGGUGACGUGGAUCCCGUCGAGCGCCAACCGGGUCUACUCGGUCAUACACGUCAACGAGAUGAACCUGACGCUCGAGUACAUGAGCGCCUUCGUGCUGCCGCUGCAGGGGUUCUGGAACGCCGUCAUCUACGUCGUGACGUCGUGGUCCGCCUGCACCCUGCUGUGGCACGACCUCUUCCUCUCGCGCAGGCCCGUCACGGAGCUCAUCGGCCAGGGCGGCGUCAGGGUCUCGUCGUACCAGCCCGGGAGCGCCAGCCAGAACCGACGGCAGACCAUGGGGGCGGCCGCGGCCGGCGACUUUGGCUCGGCGCGCAGGCCGAGCGCGGCCAUGGCUGCCGGGGGCAGCAGCCGCCCGCACGCCGGCUACGACAAGGGCUACGACAAGAACUACGAGACAGAGAGUAUGACGGAGCUCACCGGCAGGCCCUCGACGACGGAGCCGCCCCUGGAGAGGAAACCACACAACGCCCUAUGACGGGGGGGGUCUCCUUUUUCUAUGACGAUCACGACCAGAUAUAUGCUUUAGUGUCCUUGUAUCAUCUCCUAUAUGUAAUGACGGGGCAAUUGUUGUAUAUCCAUUGCAAGCGACUUUCCUGUCCGUCCAUUUAAUCUAUUCAUAUGAUACUCUCCUGUUGCUCUUUCUCUUCUGCAAGCAUUUUAC